Molecule: messenger RNA, 1503 nt
Organism: Torulaspora globosa
Lineage: Eukaryota; Fungi; Ascomycota; Saccharomycetes; Saccharomycetales; Saccharomycetaceae
Gene: CTK1
Product: cyclin-dependent serine/threonine protein kinase CTK1
Exons: 1
Coding region: 1-1503 (500 amino acids)
Biological process (GO): protein phosphorylation; positive regulation of transcription elongation by RNA polymerase II; transcription elongation by RNA polymerase II
Cellular component (GO): cyclin/CDK positive transcription elongation factor complex; nucleus
Molecular function (GO): cyclin binding; RNA polymerase II CTD heptapeptide repeat kinase activity; ATP binding
Source: RefSeq, a predicted model, not a curated record
AUGCCUUACAAUAAUAGUAUGUGGUUAAACUCUAUGCAACGUAAUGAAAGAAGCUCUUUUACUAACAGAAAGCUCUUGAUAGAUCGUCCGAGUUUCAAAAGACGAGUUGGUAAUCCACCGCCAUCGAGACCAGCUCCAAAGAGGCUACGUGCUGAUAACCGUCCUAUUACCCCUCUCCCACCACAUCCAGCUUCAAAUGCAUCCACUCAUAACGGCUUUAACUCGCGCUAUAACGCUGCAAGGCAAACCUCACGGUAUGAAGGUUCCCGAUAUAACAAUCCCAAUCCAAAGACAGCAUAUAAGAAUGAGCCGAGGAGUCAGGUAUGGACAACUAAUCAUAAUGACAGCGCACAUACAACUGAAAAUGGCAGAAAGGAUAAGUUUCUUUCGCAAUUACCCAAGGGUCCAAAAGUAUCGAUGUCGAGAUAUAACGACGGCAAGAGUGCGAUCAGCAUGAGACAGAAGGUGGAACAAAGCAGAAUACCGCCUCCGUCGCUUAUAACAGAGACCAGGGAGAGCUCCGUCUACGAUAGGAUUAUACAAGUCGGAGAGGGCACGUAUGGUAAGGUUUUCAAAGCCCGCAACACCGUGACGGGAAGAAUGGUAGCACUCAAAAGGCUCAGGUUGGAAGGCGAAAGAGAAGGCUUUCCGAUAACGUCCAUCCGUGAGAUCAAACUUCUGCAGAGCUUUGACCACCCGAACGUUUCCACAUUGACCGAGAUCAUGGUUGAGUCGCAGAAGACGGUCUAUAUGAUCUUCGACUACGCAGAUAAUGACUUAAGCGGCCUGCUGAUGAACAAGCAAAUCGUGAUAAAUGCAGCCCAAUGUAAACACAUCUUCGAACAGCUUCUCCGCGGCAUGGAUUACCUACACAACAGCGGGAUCCUCCAUCGUGACAUCAAGGGAUCGAACAUUCUCAUAGAUAAUAAAGGACAUUUAAGGAUUACAGAUUUUGGACUCGCGAGAAAGAUAAAAGCAGAUAACGACUAUACGAACCGUGUUAUAACGCUGUGGUACAGGCCUCCGGAACUUUUGCUAGGAACCACGAAUUACGGCCCUGAAGUAGAUAUGUGGGGUUGCGGUUGCGUGCUGGUGGAACUUUUUAACAAGUCAGCCAUUUUCCAAGGCCAGAACGAGCUGGAACAGUUAGACGCAAUAUUCAAGAUUAUGGGAACUCCGAACACAGACCGCUGGCCAAAUCUAUUCGACAUGCCAUGGUUCUUUAUGGUGAUGCCUCAGCAGACGAACAAGUUUCCAAACGUCUUUCAGGAGAAAUUCUCAUCGAUCAUUCCAUCACAAGCAUGCAUCCGAUUAUCUGAAGGAUUACUGUCGUACGAUCAAGGCAAAAGACUCACCGCUGCACAAGCGUUACAAAGCGAUUACUUCAAAGAAUUACCAAAACCCGAACCACUAAUUCUGGAAGGUCAUGAGGGUUGUCAUGAGUAUGAAGUUAAGCUAGCAAGAAAGCAGAAGCGCGCCAAACUUCAAAAGGAACAGACCUGA